CCGGUUGACGCCGUGAACCUAUCUGAUCACGGAUUUAAUCCUCGGCACGGCAUCAUUCCAAUCGAAAUGCAAAGCGCCACUGGCGUGCAUGGUGAUGACGCGGCCAAUGUCAGCUUUUAUCCUGGAUAUGGCAUUACUGCAAUUGAAACAGGAGGACUCUCUGGCCUGCAAUCUGGGCAGAACACCGGCUUUAACCCUCGAAUUGGCAUUGCCCCGGUUGAAACAGAAAACCUGCCUGAUAUGGCAGAAACCAACCUACAGAAUUACGGAUUCAACCCUCGACACGGCAUCAUUCCGGUUGAAUUGGAAAACAUCCCCAGCGUAUCUGAUGGUACCGUGCAUCAAACUAGCUUUAAUAAUCGACAUGGCAUGAACUUAUUGGAAAUUGAGGGUAUGUAUUGUACGCAGGUUAGCAAUCCGCGGAACGGCAAUAUCAGCCAGCAACACAUGACCAAUGCUGCGCCACUAGAACCUUCUCCUGGCCAUGGAGGGUUGAAUGUGAAUGUGAUGACUCGCUGCUUUGAUAUACCACAGAGUAGGCACUCAACAGCUCAAGAGGGUACUGUUAACUGCCAGGAUGAGCCCGGAGUGACGUCGGGCCCUACUGGUCUGAUGCAAAGACCUCUUGAUGAAGGCACCAUUGCAGCACGGAGCUGCCUAGAACAAUGCACUACAGGUGAACUGCCCAAUUUCCAGCAAAGUAACACAGCUAUACCUCUCAUGCGCACUAUGCCUGGGGAACAAUCAAGCAAGAGACCAUACCAGUAUGGACAAUACGCUCAAACUGUUUCUGUGUUUUGAACCUCUGCAUGACUAAUGUAUACUUUUUCUUCUGGCCCUCUUCCCCUCCACCACAGGUAUUUCUACAGGUUAGUUUGAAAAAAAAAAAAAUAGUAUGACCAACCACCGAUAUCAUUCGAACCAUGUGAUAUUUUCAAUCAUAUUGGAGCAAUAAAUAUGGCGGUUGCGUUUGAGCUGACUGAGGGACUAUCCGUAAUAUAUGUAUAAAACCCUUCCCUUAGAGGGCCUCCAGGCGUUAUACUUGUAUUAUCGCAAAGCGGUACGAUAUACAUCCGUGAGAGGUCGUUUAUUAUAGGUUGAGAUUCCCGGAAAUGUCCCAGGUUCCAACCCCAGCCCUAAACAUUCAAUAAGCAUACAAUUUGACACAUCCGUUCCCAAUCAC
Messenger RNA from Aspergillus pseudonomiae, 1183 nucleotides. RefSeq lists its product as uncharacterized. Bases 67 to 801 code for a protein of 244 amino acids. NCBI's taxonomy places the organism in Eukaryota, Fungi, Ascomycota, Eurotiomycetes, Eurotiales, Aspergillaceae. The record is from RefSeq and is a predicted model, not a curated record. The transcript has a single exon.